AUGAAUCCAAACAACUGGCUCCCUUUCCCUCCUCCAACUCAUUCUUCAUUGCCACCACAUUUACAGUAUUCUCAAUCCCACCACUUCAAUCUGAGUUUAAUGAAUGAUAGUAUGGAAAAUCCAUUCCAUGUCCAAGAAUGGAACCUGAUAAACAGCCACGACACAAGCGAAGCUCCCCCCAAGGUUGAAGAUUUCCUCGGAGUAUCUAAACCCCAAAGCCCAUCCUCGGAUCUUGUUGGCUUCAACAACGUCUAUGAGUUCCAUGAAAAUACCGGCAACUUGCACUCACUGACGUUAUCUAUGGGCAGUGGCGGCAAGGGCGGCUCGGCCUGUGAAACCGGUGGUGAGAAUGGUUCGAGUAUCGUUGAAACACCCCCUGCUAGAAGAAGUGUCGACACUUUUGGGCAAAGAACAUCCAUUUACCGUGGCGUAACAAGGCAUAGAUGGACUGGAAGAUAUGAAGCUCAUCUUUGGGACAACAGCAGCAGGAGAGAAGGGCAAUCAAGGAAAGGACGACAAGUCUACUUGGGCGGCUAUGACAAAGAAGAGAAAGCAGCCAGGGCUUAUGAUCUUGCUGCACUAAAGUACUGGGGAACAUCCACCACCACUAAUUACCCGAUUAGUAACUAUGAGAAGGAGAUGGAAGAUAUGAAGAACAUGACUAGACAAGAAUUUGUGGCCGCAAUUCGAAGAAAGAGCAGUGGUUUCUCAAGGGGCGCAUCCAUGUACCGUGGAGUCACAAGACAUCAUCAGCAAGGCAGAUGGCAAGCGAGGAUUGGAAGAGUUGCAGGCAACAAGGAUCUUUACUUGGGAACUUUCGGUACAGAAGAGGAAGCUGCCGAAGCUUAUGAUAUUGCAGCAAUUAAGUUCAGAGGACUAAACGCAGUGACCAACUUCGAGAUGAAUCGGUACGAUGUAAAAGCCAUCCUCGAGAGCAAUGCAUUGCCCGUAGGAGGAGGAGCUGCUAAACGGCUAAAGGAAGCUCAAGCACUUGAAGAAUCAUCAAGGAAACGUGAAGAAAUGAUAGCUAUUGGUUCAACUACUUUCCCGUAUGGAAACCCUGGCACGAGCAGGCUUCAGACUUACCCUGUAAUGGGAGAACCAUUCGAGACACCUCAACAACCAUUGCUAACUUUGCAAAACCACGACUUUAACGCUCAAUACACUCAAGACUAUGUUCAAACACAGUUGCAGUUGCACCAUCAAUCUUGGGGUUAUGAUUUGCACCAGUCGAGCCAGGAUUCUCAAUUCUACAACGGGUACAUCCAGAACAAUCCGGGUUUUCUCCAGGGGUUGAUGAUGAACAUGGGGUGUUGUUCACCAUCUGUUGUGGAUAACAAUGGAAGCUCUAGUGGGAGCUAUAAUGGGAUUGGGAUGGCUUCCAACUCGACAGCAGUGGGGUCAACGGAAGAGCUGGCAUUAGUUAAGGUUGAUUAUGACAUGCCUUCUGAGGGCUAUGGUGGCUGGUCUGGGGACUCGGUUCAGGGCUCUAAUCCUGGCGUUUUCUCGACGUGGAAUGACUAA
This is a messenger RNA of Hibiscus syriacus, 1524 nucleotides long. RefSeq names its product AP2-like ethylene-responsive transcription factor PLT2. Gene Ontology annotation, molecular function: DNA-binding transcription factor activity; DNA binding. The record is from RefSeq and is a predicted model, not a curated record. Bases 1 to 1524 code for a protein of 507 amino acids. Lineage: Eukaryota; Viridiplantae; Streptophyta; Magnoliopsida; Malvales; Malvaceae. The transcript has 8 exons. Gene Ontology annotation, biological process: regulation of DNA-templated transcription.